This is a messenger RNA of Linderina pennispora, 465 nucleotides long. Its product is annotated as E3 ubiquitin ligase SCF complex, Skp subunit. Gene Ontology annotation, cellular component: nucleus; cytoplasm. Bases 1 to 465 code for a protein of 154 amino acids. Lineage: Eukaryota; Fungi; Kickxellomycota; Kickxellomycetes; Kickxellales; Kickxellaceae. The transcript has 2 exons. Gene Ontology annotation, molecular function: cullin family protein binding. The record is from RefSeq and is a predicted model, not a curated record. Gene Ontology annotation, biological process: mitotic cell cycle; SCF-dependent proteasomal ubiquitin-dependent protein catabolic process.
AUGGUGAAACUCGUUAGCGCUGAAGGCGCCGUCAUUGACGUGGACCGCGACAUCAUCGAGCAGUCGGCACUAAUCCGCAACAUCCUGCAAGACGUCGGGGACACCGGCGAGCCGAUCCCCGUGCCCAACGUCAGCGGGCCGAUUCUCAGCAAGGUGAUCGAGUACUGCACGCACCAUCGGGACGAGCCCGAGCGGCGCAUGCGCUCCGACACUCUGGGCAGCGACUCCGAUCGAGGCUUCGACCACAACUUCUGCAAGGUCGACCAGGGCACGCUGUUUGACAUUAUCCUGGCCGCCAAUUUCCUCGACAUCCAGCCGCUGCUGGACGUUGCGUGUUUGACCGUCGCCUACAUGAUGAAGGGGAAGAGCGUCGAGGAGAUCCGCAGCACGUUUAACGUGCAGAACGACUUUGAUGAGGAGGAGGAGGCCAAGGUGCGGAGCGCUAAUGCCUGGUGCGAAAAUUAA